Messenger RNA from Wasmannia auropunctata (little fire ant), 5463 nucleotides. RefSeq lists its product as uncharacterized. Lineage: Eukaryota; Metazoa; Arthropoda; Insecta; Hymenoptera; Formicidae. Bases 421 to 1617 code for a protein of 398 amino acids. The record is from RefSeq and is a predicted model, not a curated record. The transcript has 5 exons.
CUCGCUUUAUUUUGACGUGCUCCAUCCGCCAACGAGUCUGCGCGCUGCAGGAGAUUUCUGUUUGGCUUUUCCCGGCAGCGACGGAUACACCUAUUCCCGUCAGUCACGUGGUGAGCUUUCGCGGGUAAGGAUCGUAUUCCUUUGUCGGCCUUUUUUUUCCUCGGUGGUGUAAGAGAAACAGAUAAAGAGAAAGAGAGAGAAGAAAGAUUUGGAUUCAUCACUAAUUCAAGGUGCAUUUUCAAAAUCGCCAGAGGCCGUCACAGAAGAGAAUAUCUCAUUGUGGAGGGAAGCGAUCGACCCAAAAGACAUCGGCAUGUCACGAUUACGCCGAGCAAACGUCGCGACGCCGAUGGAAGCGGUGACGUGACAAAGAUCGAGGUGGUGCUCCAGGAAGCACCGGACGCUGUCAUCGUCGGUUCCAUGUCAUCGGAACUGGAAGCCACCACCGAACUCAAUUCGACAUUUCCCAACGGGAUUCCAGGAACGGGCGCGGUAGUUGUGCGAGCCGAGGAGGUCCUUAUCGUCGUUCUUGUCCUGGUCCUGUGGGUGGCUGCCAUCGCUCUGUUUUUCAAUCGAUGGGGCAAGAUCCGCAUGCUCGAGCCGUACCAGCCGAAAUUUCAGCAACAACACCGGCAAAGCUGCACCAUAAUCGACCCAAACCCACUCCAGCACCGGAGCUACUCCAAAUUCAACAUCCACUGCAUGGAGCAUCCGGUGCACCAGAUGAGCUGCGUCUCGGCCGCCGGGCCGAUUGCCAGGCUGCGCCAGAACAGCGUGUUCGUGGGCUCGAGCACGUCGCUGCUGCCGGCCGGCCAGGAGGCGCCCAGGCGUACCAAGAGCGCCUUCGAUCUGCAGUCGCUGGUGCACGCGGAGGGCGCGGGCCCGCAGAACGAUGAGGAGGAGCGCGACGGUGACACGUUGAGGACCCUCAGGUCGUUCGGCGAGACGUCGCGGCUGUUGCAGCGCGACCGUCGACCCAGCGUUUACCAAUUCGACCGUACGGACGUCCUGGCGAGGCCGACGCUGCAGCGCGAGCGCGGCAUGAGUAUCUGUCACUUCGACAGGACGGAGGUUCUGGCCCGACCGUUGCAGAGGGACCGUGGCAUGAGCAUCUGCCACUUCGACCGGAUGGACGUCCUGGCGAGGCCGACGUUGCAGCGCGACCGCGGCAUGAGUAUCUGCCACUUCGACCGGAUGGACGUUCUGGCGAGGCCGGCGGUGCAGCGUGACCGCGUCAACAGCAUCUGUCACUUCGACAGAAUGGACGUGCUGGCGAGGCCCACGUUUCCGCCCGGCAAGUCCCUGCUGCGGGAGAGACGCGUCAGCGUGUGCAACUUCCUGGAGAGGGACGAGGAGUCGCCGGGCAGCAGGAGUUCCCUGCAGAAGGACAGGCGGUUGAGCGUCAGUAACGUCGACAGAAUCGAGACCCUCGGGAAAUCGUUGUCGCGCAGAGACCUGCGCGGCAGCAACAGCAACGUGGUGGACAACGUCAGGCAGGACAGCCUGUCGAAAUGCGGCACGAUCAGAGAGAGGAACAACUCCAUGCAUCACUUCGAUCGUCCAUCCUGCAGCAAAACGUCCGACGUCGUGCUCGGGUACAAAGCGACGUGCGUUUAGUCGCGGCUCCAUUCCCCGGGGGCCUGACGGAGAACGCGCGAAUAGAAGACGACGAUUGACUCCGCGACGACGGUCCAGUCGUCGCGGAUCUACCUUGGACGAAAUACGGCUGUGAAAUUCUUUCGUAAUCGCUUUUGCUUCGACGCCAUCUUAUGUCGCUUAUAUUUCUUGUAUUCUUUUAUGGAGUUGUAUUCUUGUAUUCUUUUGAGAAGCAACCACAGCCCCAAUGGCCCUUAUCGAACCGUCAAAGUGCGAUAACUAAUCGCUCGACAUUUGGACGUUACGCGGUUCCGAAAUGGCGGAAUUACCCUCAUUUCUGCCCUUUGCGCGAAUAAAUGUCGCUUCGAUCUCGCUCGCUCGCUCGCUUCGCGGACGGAGAAUCGAUCUAUAAGUCUCGGUCUCAGAAGAAAAAAACAUCUCGCGUCUUUUCUGCGCGUGCGAAAUUAAGUGCGCGUCAGAGAGAGAGAGAGAGAGAGAGGUCUUUAGAUGCUCUCCGGAAAUUAAAGGCGCGUCGCGUGGACACGCAAUAGAAGGGCGGACGUUGAGGAGCGUUUUUCAUCGUGGUUUUCUCUUUUUCUUUUCCCCCGCGUUUAUUUUUUUUCCCCUCCGCCUUUUUUGCCGCGGGCUAAAUGUAAUAACUAAACUACCUACCUACCUACCUACCUACCUACCCGGUCGGCCUCAUGAAUGAUACAUGACGAGCAUUUCGACGAAUUCGCCCGGGGAAUGCCGUUGAAUUUCCCUUCGUUAUUCGGCGUUUCGUUAAUGGUAUAUUCGAGAGUUUCGCUAGUUGAAACGCUCAACAAUGAAACUGUAGAACGCGGCGGAUAUCAGCAAACACAGUCGCGCGUGAGUUUCCGUAACGGCGGGAGAGCGCGAUCGACGCGAUUGGCGCGAGCCAGCGCUGGUUAGAACGUUUCAUUGUAACGCGUUUAUUUGAACAGUCCGGAAUUUUUAAUUAACAUCCUUAAUCGCGGAGUCUGAGCGAGCGGAGUACAAUUAGUUGGAAAAGGAAUCGAUCGACCAACUUUAUUCAUCCCUAUCCAAUUUUGCUCUUUAUCUCUCUCUCUCUUUCUCUCUUUCUCUCUCUCUGUCUCCCUUUCUAUCCUUUAGCCAUAAUUAUAGACGGAGACUUUUUCUCCUCUUUCCUCUUUCUUCUCGGAACGUAAUCCGUCGUAGGGAGCGAACCGUAGAAAUUACUCUAUUCUUCGCAGAGACGAGGUCUCGUCUAGGUCUCAUCUCCUCUACUUGUAGACGUACGUACGGGCUCUCGCAAAUUGUCUGCACACACAAAGCAGCGUAAAUCGGUUAGAUGCAACGGCGCGUUUACCGGGCGCGCGCGCUUGAUCGUUCGAUCAGUAGAACCUGUCAAGUCAACGCCAUCGGCACGGAGGAAAGAGAACGGUACAUGCCUCUCAGGGAUUUAUUAUUUAAAAUCUUCACUCGCGUGGAAAAUGGUCUGUCGCUCUAAUGCAGGGGGAAGUCAUGCGAAAUGCGCGCAUUCGUUUCUUGCAAUUUCAAUUAAACAACGUUUACACGGAGCCUAUUAAUUCAGCUAAUGUCGAACGGAUUGAUAUCGAAUCUAUCGGUCUCGGGCUCGUUAAUCGAGCUUUGCGGCCGCUGCUUGUACGAAACACGUAGAUACACGCGACACGUAGUCCGCGCGUUUACGGCCGUACGUUUACAUUUAACGAUCGUAACGGUCAUUAAAAUUUCAUUAUCGCGUAAUGGGUUUGAUUCUGCUUCUCGUUUUGGCGUGUAUGUCAUAAUUCUUCGCGGUUAAUGCUGUCGUAAAGUACAAAAGCGUUCAAAGCAUAUACUAUUCUAAAGCCACAGAUACAAAAACUGUAAUGAUAUUUCGCCGUCAUAUCCACGAAAUAUAUAUCCGUAACGAUAUAACGAAAUAAUUACCUAUUUUGAAUAAUCGAUAGAUUUACAUGGUACAUAAAUACAUACAUAUAUGCGGGAAACUAUAUGUCAGAAUAUUUUCGGAGAGCCUACAUAUAUUUUUAUCCGUUGGAAUAAGGGCAAGCAGUUAUUAAUGAGAUUACUCUUAGUACCUAGUUCCUUCAACGUUGGAAGAUGUAUGAUAUACGCGAUUGCUGCGUACGGUGCUAGAGAGAGAGCUCUUAGCGAGAUUCGUAGUUUGUACACGUGUUUGUAGCGCACGGAAUUAGAGAGAUGAGCUCACCGAGCCAUCGGUACAUUAUCUCCAAUUUUUAUCUUCAGGUUCACGCUAAAGGAUAAUUAAAAGUGAAUUAAAAACGGAGAGAUGUUACACGGACAAAACUCAAUGUGAGCCAUCUCUCAAUUUAUUAAAGGCCCCUGUCUGCUAUUUGAUGUUUUAAUUAAAAGUGCAACGAAGUCAUCAUAUAAAAAGAGAGAAAUCAACACUGUUUUAAUCCCGCGCUCCGGCGGAAAGCGGCCUUCAAUAAAACAAGAUAUUACGAUAAAAUUUUCUCGCGUAUAUUUAUAUUAAAAGUGGGAGCGCGAAUCUCUUUGCAGAGAAUAUUAUUUUUGUUUUUCCCCCUGACGUAAUUACAUCACUGUAUAAUUAAAGAACUCGGCUCAACGAUAUAUUAAUCUACGUGAAAGAAAUGUACCUCAUCUACAGUAGUCAAUACAUUAUUGUUCUACCAAACGAUUAAUUACAACUGAAUAAUAGGAACAUGUGAUCUUUUUUUAUUUCAUGUAAAUUAAAAUACUACUUCUCGCGAUCGGAAAAUCUCUCCGUUAUCUCUAUUAUCAAACUUUAUGGAAGUAUUAAACGCAGUUAUAGCUCCCUCGUGUCAGAUCGAAAUUCAUUAUCAAGGGGACCUUGUCUAAUUAGCCGAUAAUGAGAAUAUCGUAGAGUAUAAUUAUUAUAUAUAUAUAUAUAUACGUACGUAGACACGUUCAGACCAAAAGUAAGCUUUAAAUUCUAAGACUCUAUGAAGUAUAGUAAAGACUAAUCAUAGAUUAAUUUCGUGACUUCACAUUCACGCGCGUUCUCAAACGUUCAUACUUUUGACGAUUCAGACUGUUUCAAUCAAAAGAAUUCGAGUAUUCUAAAAGUAUAUGUAUUUUUCAUAAAUGUCCGAUAAACAUUAAGACACACAACUUACGUAUCUCUUUUUUGUAAAGAAACGGAGCGUUGUAAAAAUAAUGCAUUUAUUUUGUUAAGUACUCGUUUGGCACAGAUAGAUCUUAUAUUGAUUUUAAAUACAAAAAUUGUCAAAUAUAAUUUUAAUAGUAUGAAAGUAUUGCUGAAUAUUACGCUUAUUCCAGAAAUUUCUCGCGAUUUUUUUGUGAAUUCCUAUGAAAAUAUCGGACAUUUCUCUAACAGAUUUUCUCUUAUAUAUCUCUUAUAUAUUCUCACGAAGCGUUCGAACAAUUUGAAGAGGAGUACAAUAUCAAAGAACCAUGUAUGAGUAAGAGUAAUAAUGUUAGACUUGUGUGGGAUGUGCUGUAAAAGUAUAAUGAAUGAUUGAGAAGAUUGGAUUGUCGUAAUUGAACUUGCGAAGUGGAUAAGUAAUUUGACGAAGGAGCGUUUAUUGAACAAGUUAAUGCUAACAAAUAAUAUAUCUUAUUAUAACAGAUAUAUUUAUUAUUUAAUUAUUUAUUAUACUUUAAAGGGUUUGUUAUUUAUAUAAUUACGAAUGUAAAUUCCCCAUUAAUUGAUACGUUAACCGUCGACUUUGAUUUCUUACAAUUUGCCAUUUACAACUUACUGCAUUUACCAAUUUGUGUGCGUUGGUCGAGUAAUUUUUCUAGUCGUAUAUGAUCUUCAGAUUAUAUGUAGGAGACAAAUUUUGUGAAUAUGUUAGUGAAUGACUUUUUUACAAUAAAUAUUAUUUGAAACAAUAA